AUGGACACCUACCAGACACCCCUCUCCUCGCGCUAUGCGUCCAAGGAAAUGUCCAAGCUGUUCUCGAACGGGACACGCUUCGGGACAUGGCGACAGCUGUGGCUCAAUUUGGCUAUCGCUGAAAAGGAGCUCGGCCUUCCCAUUUCCGACUCGGCUAUUGAGCAGAUGAAGGCGAACCUCGAGCUGGACGAGGCGCAGAUGAAGGUUGCUGCGGAAGAGGAGAAGAAGCGGAGGCAUGAUGUGAUGGCGCAUGUGCACACCUUUGGAACGGUUGCUCCGGACGCUGCCGGGAUCAUCCAUCUCGGAGCCACCUCUUGCUAUGUCACCGACAACGCCGACCUGAUCUUCCUUCGUCAAGGUCUGGACCUCCUCCUUCCCAAGCUCGCGGUGGUCAUCUCCCGUCUGUCCUCCUUUGCACAGCAAUACCGCGACCUGCCCACGCUCGGCUUUACCCACUUCCAGCCUGCUCAACUCACCACGGUCGGCAAGCGAGCCACGCUCUGGAUCCAGGAGCUGCUAUGGGAUUUGCGCAACAUGGAGCGGGCGAGGAACGAUUUGGGAUUCCGCGGGGUCAAGGGCACGACCGGGACUCAGGGGUCUUUCUUGGCGCUUUUUGACGGUGACCACGACAAGGUCGAAGCUUUGGAUGCGCGAGUGACUGAGCUUUCUGGUUUCCCCUAUGCCUACCCCGUCACCGGUCAGACAUACUCGCGAAAGAUCGACAUUGACGUCCUCGGUCCGAUGUCCAGCUUUGGCGCGACUGUUCACAAAAUAUGCACUGAUAUCCGCCUUUUGGCCAACCUCAAGGAGAUUGAGGAGCCUUUCGAAAAAGACCAGAUCGGCUCGUCGGCCAUGGCCUACAAGCGCAACCCCAUGCGAUGCGAGCGCGCUUGCUCCCUCUCUCGCCACCUUAUGGCCAUCUACCAAAACACCCUCAUGACCGCCUCGGUCCAGUGGCUCGAGCGGACCCUCGACGACUCGGCCAACCGCCGUGUUACCCUUCCCGAAGCAUUCCUCACCGCCGAUAUCCUCCUCACUACCCUCCAAAACAUCUCUGAAGGCAUGGUCGUCUACCCCCAAGUCAUUGGGCGUCGGAUCAAGCAGGAGCUGCCAUUUAUGGCGACGGAGAACAUCAUCAUGGCGAUGGUCAAAGAUGGCGGGGACAGGCAAGAGUGCCACGAAAAGAUCAGGGUGUUGUCGCAUCAGGCGGGUGCGGUCGUCAAGGAGCAGGGCGGGGAGAAUGACCUGAUUGAGAGGGUCAAGGCGGACGACUACUUUAAGCCGAUUUGGGGACAGCUGGACGAGUUGAUGGACCCCAAGACGUUUGUGGGUAGGGCGCCAGAACAGGUGGACCGGUUCGUCAAGGAUUGGGUCGAGCCGGCGUUGAAGCCGUACACCGAGGCGUUGAAGGAUGUCAAGGCUGCGGAGUUGUCUGUAUAG
Molecule: messenger RNA, 1440 nt
Organism: Dioszegia hungarica
Lineage: Eukaryota; Fungi; Basidiomycota; Tremellomycetes; Tremellales; Bulleribasidiaceae
Product: putative Adenylosuccinate lyase
Exons: 9
Coding region: 1-1440 (479 amino acids)
Biological process (GO): 'de novo' AMP biosynthetic process
Cellular component (GO): cytosol
Molecular function (GO): N6-(1,2-dicarboxyethyl)AMP AMP-lyase (fumarate-forming) activity; (S)-2-(5-amino-1-(5-phospho-D-ribosyl)imidazole-4-carboxamido) succinate lyase (fumarate-forming) activity
Source: RefSeq, a predicted model, not a curated record